This is a messenger RNA of Cavenderia fasciculata, 3453 nucleotides long. Its product is annotated as EGF-like domain-containing protein. Bases 1 to 3453 code for a protein of 1150 amino acids. The transcript has 13 exons. The record is from RefSeq and is a predicted model, not a curated record. Lineage: Eukaryota; Evosea; Eumycetozoa; Acytosteliales; Cavenderiaceae.
AUGAAUCCCGAAAUAAGAUGGGUUGUCCAAUUAUUAAUAUUAAUCCCCGAACCCAAUUGGGUUGUCCGAACUAUUGAUCAAUAUAGUAAUAAUUAUAUCAAUCAUGUAGUAGAAUGUCAAUCAUUACCAACUACAGAAUUAAACUCUGCAAUAUGGAUCAUUAGACAAUACAGUUGCAAUAUUGGACAAGAUCAAACAUCUAUUUGUAGUUCAUUGUACUUUACUUGUUCGACAGGAACACCUACUCCUCAUAUCACUAAAAUAGUGAUGCUUUCAUACCCUACAACAGCUGUUGCAGGUCUCCCAAAUUCAGGAUUGAGUCAAUUUAAUUUCCCAGAGUUGGAAGAACUUGAUAUCAUAGCUAUGCAGGCUGUCGUGGCAGAUAUUAAUAUAUUGGAUUUAAUCAUGGGGAGUUCGCCCAAACUACAAAGGCUCCGUUUACGAUCCGAUCCAAAGGUAACAUUACUACCAUCUGGAUUUUGGAGUAGUUUGCCAAUGUUGAGCUACUUUUCUGUUGAGGGUGCCAUGUUUCAACAAUACCUAGUGUUUAAUUUUGGACCGACUAUUACCGAGCUCACGUUUGGUAUUACUGGAGCUCUUAUCGUCGAUCAAAGUACACCUGUUCAUACCAAAUUAACAAAAUUAAACAUCAAUGCUAAAUUGUUGGCCAUUCCCCAGACAUUUGCAUUUACCAAUCAAUCGUUCCCAGCACUGACCACUCUAACCAUUACUCCAGUUCUUGGAAGUCAGCCAUUGGCUCUUCAUUGUAACGCGUCAAGUAUUACUUCACUUACUGUGGCAUCUCAAGUUGAGGUCCAUAUAAACCUACUAUAUCCUCAAUCCCUUAUUUCACUUUUUGCAUCUGGGUAUUCAACUCUCUCACCUCCAUUGAUCAAUUUUACAAAUUUACUAUCAUUAGAAUUGAGUCAGUCUACCUUGAGCUCACUUCAAUUAACAAAGUAUCCCGAUUCAUUGGCCUUGAUUGAUGUUUCUGAAACAAAUUUAGUAGCUUUCCCAAACAUACCAGUUAACAAUUUGAAAAGCGUUACAUAUGAUAAAAAUCAGUUGCAAGGAGCUAUUCCAUGGAAUAACUUUCAAAAUGCAAAUAAUAUUUUAUUGGAUGUAUCAUUUAAUACAGGAUUAACAACCAUCGUACCAGAAUCAUUUUGUAAUAAUAGAUUGUAUAUCGAUGGGUGUCCAUUGAUUACCGAUCUACCAGAAUGUUUUAAAUGUUACCAAAAUAAUAGAUUUUAUGUUAGAACUGAUAUAGUUCUUGAUCCAGGUUUCACAUGUAAUAUUACAUUUAAUUCAACCAUGUUAUACACUGUAUUUGGACAAGCUGCACUGUAUGGCACAAACAUUGGGUAUGGUUCCUUUGACAAUCGAUACCUUUUAGUUGCUGAAAUACCAAACAAACAAUUGAUAUUUGCAGACUCUUUGAUAGAAGUUGGACCACCAAGAAAUAUUACGCUUGUUAUGGAUGGUCAUUACCCAGAGUACAAGUUUAACUUUACUGUACUUGAAGUUGGUAUUAAAAUACCAGCUCACUUGGGUGUAUAUUAUGAGCAAAUACCACCAGGUAUUGUUCAGUUUCAUGUCUUUGUCGAAGUGAUCAAUCCCUAUCUCCAACAUAAUAUCACUAUAAAUGAUAAUAUCAAUUGUUUAAUUACUGGUGUGGUAAGCAAGGGUAAUUAUUUGUAUUGCAACGUUACCGGACAUUCUUUUAAACAAGGUGACAAUUUAAAAUACACAAUUACAAACCCUUAUUAUAUUGUACAUGAGUAUCUCACAAUUUCUUCAUUCUACCCAACAGAUGUUUCAUUGAAUUUUUAUGAUAGUAUUAUUAGUGUUGGUUCAAGAUAUGGUUUCAUUGGUAAUUAUGGUAAUGGGCCUAUGAACCAAACUAUUAUAUACUUUAAUGGUGACCCUUCCAUUUGUAUUGUUACACUUAAAAGUUUUACAAAUAUUCAAUGUAAUCAAACAAAAUAUUGGCAAGGUGGUGAGACAAAUAUUACGAUAUCUGUCGAUGGUUUCAUGUCAACUCCAAUAAUUGUUGAUUUAACAUCACUUGAAAGUUUAUGUAAUGAUACUGGUUGUUCGGGUCAUGGAACUUGUAAUCAAAACGGAAAUUGUAUUUGUGAUACUGGUUAUUAUUCUGAUACAUGUUCAGAGAAAUAUCCAACUUUUAGUUCGGGAGAGUAUGAUGAAAAUGAUAGAAAAUUGAUCAGUAUCUAUGGUGAUUUCGGACCAUUCAAUCAAACUAUUGUAUCAAUCACUUUGAAUAGUACUGAUUGUCAAGCUACAUAUAAAUCACAGUCAUUGAUUAAUUGUACAUUGGUCAGUGAACCAACUGAUGGUUUGGCUUUGGUCAGAUUGACUGUUGAUAAUUCAACAAAUAAUGGAAAUAAUUGGAUUUAUUUUAAACCUUCAUCACAGUCAUCAGGUUCAGGGUCAGAUAGCGAUGGCAGUGGUGGUGAAUUAACAUGUCCAUUUAAUUGUUAUGGUCACGGUCAAUGUAUCAAUGGGAAAUGUAAAUGUGAUACUGGAUAUAGUUCAAUUGAUAAUUGUUUGACAAAGACAACCAAUCAUACUAUAACACCCAAUACAACAUCACCAACAACAUCAUUUGAUAUCGAUGGAAUUGAUUUCCAAUUUGAAAUGAUUGCCAUUCAAGAAAUAGACACUGAUGAUAAUAUCAUCAAUCAAGUAUUAACAAACAGUUGGAUCUCAACGAUAUUGAUAGAUAGUCAAACACAAACAACAACAGUCAACUAUCAACUCAACAACAGUGAUACAAUAACAACAACAGCACUAGUAACAGCAACGAUAUCAUUCUCACAACAACCAAGAGAUAUCCAAUUUGGUUCACAACAGCUUCAUAUCGAUGCCAAUUCAAUCAAACUAUCAGUCAACAUUAGUAAUUGGACAUUCAACACAUUCUUGACAACACUCAGAGUCAUCUUCAAAACAACCAUCAACAAUGAUCAAUCAAUCGAAUUUGAUUGUCAAGAUGUUAAUAUUGAUACACUCAGCUACGAUCAACUAUCCAACAACAUCCAAUACCUUAGAGUGGUAAAAGAUAAUAUUCAAUUCACAGGUAGAUUUAUCGAUUAUGUAUUAUCUGAUGGAAGACCAACAUUCUCUAGAACAUCAAUCGUCAACAAAACAGCUUCAUUAGAUGAUCAACAAUCAGCUCUAUUAAUUGGAAUUAGUAUGCCACAAUCAUCAGAAAGCAUCCUCGAUCCAGAUUUCACACCAUUAUUAAUCGACAAGAGUGCUGACAGUGGAUGUGACAGUAAAUCGAAUACAUGGAGAAUCAUUGUUGGUGUCGUAGUUGGAGUAGCAGGUGCUGUUGCCAUCGGAGUAGCAUCGAUUAUCUUGAUUAAAAAGAAAAAUACAGCCAAACGAUUCAAUAAUGAUAUGCAGUACAAAUUGGAUAGAAUAAAUAAUUAA